AAUAUAUUUUUAUAAAUGAAAGUUACCGUUUUAUUUUUGUUUAUAACCAUCGCUAGAGGUCAAUAUCUCAGCAACUAUGACCCCAAAAACAAAAACAACCAGAACACGGACUCGAACAUAAACUCGAACAAUUUCGACAGCUCUCGGCCGAACAUCGACCCGUCUCUCCGCCAACCAAACAUUCCUUACGCCAUAAAACCUACCAAAAACAACACCCUGGUGUUCUGUACAACCUCGAAGGAAGAGUUUGCAAAAUGCAACGCAUUUAUGGUGGCAGUAGACCGCGAAAUCGCUCGCUUCGGGCGCGACUACGUUUCACUAAGAUGCUACGAAGCUUCUAAAAAAGAAGAAUGUAUGAAAGUCCUCGACUCGGAAACAGUCCACGUGACAACAUUGGACGCGGGAGAAGUGUUCAUCGGAGGGCGCUACCACAGUUUAGUCCCCAUCAUGCAGGAAAUCGACGUGAACCGAAUUAAGUACCAGUACGCAGUAGCAGUAGUGAAGAAAGGGACUCUCAGCGACGUAACUUCUCUGCAGCAUCUUCGAGGAAAGAAAGCUUGCUUCGCCGGAACUGAGACUUUAGCUGGCUGGAUAAUUCCUCUUCACACUUUAAUGAAGCACGGCGGGCUUGAAGUUAUCGACUGCAACAAUCAUGUUAAAUCUACGCUCAAAUAUUUUGGACCCUCUUGCGCCGUUAACUCGCUGGUGGAUCGCUACAACCCUCUGGGAGACAAUGAAGACAAACUUUGCAAGCUCUGCAUCGGUGAAAUUCCCGGUAAAUGGUGCACCAAUGCAGAUCCUUAUGCUGGCUACGAAGGAGCUCUUAAAUGUCUGAUUGAAGCUGGAGAAAUUGCCUUUUUAUUGCACUCAACUGUUGAUCAAUUUUUGGCCACUAAUUAUGAUUACAACUCCGUCAAAAAAUCCGACUUUGAGCUGCUAUGUCCUGACGGGUCUCGUUCGGAUGUUGAUAAUUAUCGUAAUUGUCACUGGGACCAAGUCCCCACCCGUGCUGUUGUUGUUUCUAGUGCCACUAGGCCAGAAACUAGACGACUGUAUCAGAAAUUUUUUGAAAAAGCUGCUAAAUUAUUCAGCAAAGGUAUUCCUGCUAACUCCACUAGUUUUGGAGAUAGAGAUAGAGAUAGAUCUUACGGAAAUGAAAGAUUUGAUAAUCGUUAUAAUGAUAAUAAUUAUAAUUAUAAUAAUAAUAAUAAUGAUGGAUAUGGAAAUUAUGGGUAUAACAAUGAAACAAACCGCGGAUUCCUCGAUGAAAAUAGAGACGGAAAUUUUGUAAAUUCGAACGAUAGAUAUGAAACAAAUUCUAAUAAUUGGAAUGAUCCAUUGGCAGUCAGACCACUGGAAGUUUUUGACUUGUUUGAAAGUGCUCCCAAAUUUGGAAAUGUUCAUAAUUUGUUGUUCUCUGACAGUGCUACGGAUUUUAUUUCUUUACCUGAUAAUGAACAAACUUAUUCGUCUUAUUUGGGGCAGAAAUCUGAAGAUGCUAUUUUGGGAGUCAGGAGUUGUACUGUUGAGAGGAUGGUACUUUGUGUUACUUCGCAACAAGAGUUUGAUAAAUGUGUUAAGAUGAAGAUUGCGUUAAAAGCUCAGCUGUUGAAACCGGAGUUGAGUUGUGCAUUAUAUCACAGUCAGAUCAAAUGUAUGCAGGCUAUUCAAAAUGGUGAAGCUGAUGUCGCAGUAUUCGACGCUGGAGAUGUUUACACAGGUGGACUAGUGUACAACCUCGUUCCGUUCAUGUCCGAAGUGUACAACUUAGGAACUCCUGACUACUACGUAGUGGCCGUGGCGAAAGAAAACGACCAGGCAACAGACAUAACAUACCUGAAGAACAAGUACACUUGUCACACUGGAAUCAACCACGCAGCAGGUUGGAUUUACCCAUUAGCAUACAUGAUUUCCAACAAAUGGAUCCGAGGGUACGGAUGUGACUCAAUCCGCGCAGCAGCUGAGUACUUCACCAAGUCCUGCAUUCCAGGUGCUUUGAGCAAUGAGUACAACAUCGGUGUGCCUUACGACAAUAUGUGUGACCUGUGUCACGGAUUGAGCAGACACUACUGCCGCCGUGACGCUUCUGAAGCGUACUUCGGACACAGCGGGGCUCUUCGAUGUCUCGUUGAAGGCGGCGGUGACGUAGCCUUCGUCAAGCACACGACAGUCUUCGAGAACGUCGACGGCAAGCGCAGAGAAUUUUGGGCCCGGAACACUUUCAAGAACGACUUCCAGCUCCUCUGUCCUGACGGAACGCGCAAGUCGUCCGACGAAUACGAGUCUUGUAACCUGGGUAAGGUCAAAGCCAACGCGAUUGUUGCACGUGGUGGAGAGUACGGCUACAACGAAAUAGAGAUCAAUGCCUACAUAAAUUUAUUUGUCUACGCCCAGCAAUUUUAUGGUCGCAAAGAAGCUGAUGAGUUCAGCUUCAGUAUGUUCUCCAGCACUCCACCGUACACGGAUCUUAUUUUCCAGGACGCUACCCAGCAAUUAGUUAUUAUUCCGGAAGAUAUGAGAGAGUAUAGCAGGUACCUCGGGCCAGAUUUCAUGCGCGCUAAGAGAAUCGUCGACUGCGCUGCUGGUGCCAGUGCUACUGAAUUUUCUAUCCUUGCUUUAUUGAGCGUAGGAGUCGCUUUAAUUAUUAGUAGAUAAAUUUUUAAUUUUCUA
This is a messenger RNA of Cotesia glomerata, 2670 nucleotides long. It is a transcript of the gene Tsf2, whose product is annotated as melanotransferrin. The transcript is spliced from 4 exons. Gene Ontology annotation, biological process: iron ion transport. The coding region runs from base 16 to 2655 and encodes 879 amino acids. Gene Ontology annotation, cellular component: extracellular region; plasma membrane; recycling endosome. Lineage: Eukaryota; Metazoa; Arthropoda; Insecta; Hymenoptera; Braconidae. The record is from RefSeq and is a predicted model, not a curated record.